UCAGUACUAGUAGCUGGCUAGCUGUUAGCAUGCUGCACUGAAGUUGUAUCACGGAGGUGCUAACGUCAGAGGCUGCGGUCAGUGAGUCUCCAUCUGCACCUUUCCCGCACUCGGAGCGUCAGUGACACUGAGUCAGUGCGAGCGGACUGCAUCCGGAGAUCAGUCCGUGCAUGAACCUACAUUGCAAGUUAAGUCUUCGUUUCGGCUUCACUCACGCUCCGGUUUGGUGCUUUUUCUUUUCCUCUGAUCUGGGGUCUGUUUGAGAAGCCAGCAGCAUCAUGCAGCACAUGUCGUCUCCCGUCAGGUUCCGCAGCAACAAGAAAGUAAAGGAGUUGUCCAGUCUGUCCAUUGAGGACCGGGAUGAAACUCCAUUCCCUUUUGCCAUGAGGGAUCUGCCUCCCAUCUCGCAGUCUGGCAAUCAGCAGCAGACACCUUACCAGCAGGCACCAGUGCAAGCAGAGGGAACUGGGACAUCGACACAGAGGCUGGCCGGCCUACCGGGGACGCCCAUGCUGCCUCGCGCCAUCCUGUGCAACCCUGCGGGCUCUCCAACAGUCCCCCAUAGACCAGGCCGCAUUGGAGAGAACCCGGACCUUCAGCUUUCGGCGCUGAGGAGGCCGCUCUUCUCUCAGGUGUCGGUAGAUUGUCCUCUCAGCCCGGCGUCACGUCCCCACAGCCCCUGGGGACGCUUUGACCCGUACGACUCUCCCGAGGACCAGGACAAAGAGUAUGUGGGUGUUGCCACAUUACCCAACCAGGUUCAUAGAAAGACCGUGAAGAAAGGUUUCACAUUUACCCUUCUGGUGGCAGGGGAGUCUGGCCUCGGUAAAUCCACACUAAUCAACAGCUUGUUCCUGACGGAUCUCUACAAAGACAGGAAGGUUCCCAAUGCACAAGAACGGAUUGAUCAAACGAUCAACAUCGUCAAACACACCAUCAGCAUCGAAGAGAAAGGAGUCAAAGUGAGGCUCACCAUCAUAGACACACCGGGGUUCGGAGACGCUGUCAACAACGCAGAAAGCUGGAAGCCGAUAGAAGACUACAUCGACCAGCAGUUUGAGCAGUACUUCAGAGAUGAGAGCGGCUUGAACCGACGGAACAUCCAGGACAACAGAGUCCACUGCUGCCUCUACUUCAUCUCUCCGUUCGGCCACGGUCUCCGGCCUCUGGAUGUUGCGUGUAUGAAGGCGUUGCAUAACAAAGUCAACAUCGUUCCUGUUGUGGCCAAAGCGGACAGCCUGACACAAGCGGAGGUCGACAGAAAGAAAGUGAAGAUCAGGGAGGAUAUUGAGCAGUUCGGCAUCCACAUCUAUCAGUUUCCGGAGUGUGACUCAGACGAGGAUGAAGACCUACAGAAACAGGACCAGAUACUCAAGGACAGCAUCCCAUUUGCAGUAAUUGGGAGUAAUGUUCAGGUUGAGAGUGAAGGUCGCAAGUUCAGAGGUCGUGUCUAUCCCUGGGGUCUAGUCGAAGUAGAGAACCCGGCUCACUCUGACUUCCUGCUGCUGAGGAACAUGCUGGUGAGGACGCACAUGCAGGAUCUGAAGGAUGUGACGGGGGAGACUCACUAUGAGAACUACAGAGCCCAGUGCAUUCAGAACAUGACGCUCAUGGUGGUGCAGGAGAAGAAACGCAGUUUGCGGGAGAACCAUCGAGAGCAGAGCGAGACAGACUUUCCUCUGCCGCUGGCUGCCCCCAACUCUCGGACGGAGAGAACCAUAUUGGACAAAGACAAAGAGCUGAGGAGGAUGCAGGAGGUGCUGGAGAGGGUCCAGGAGCACAUGCAGCAGAGCCAGAGGGGGGGAUUCUGAUUGGGAUUCUCGAGAGAAAGGAGAGGGUCUACAAUCCGAGAUGGAACUUGUAUGAAAACAACAGAAGAAACGUUGUGGACUGAGUCUUCCAGCAGAUCACACGGACUCACAGGUCGAUCGAUUGUGACAAUCAUCCAACAUCUCCAUCCGGAGAAAUGAUUACCUUUUAUUUUAUUAAAUCACUAAAUGUGUUCCAGGACUGCAACUUGAGUAAUAACCUUGUUAAGGAUGUUAGUCAUCUUAAGGUUUUUUUUCUUUAGCGACGUGACUGAGUCAACUGUAUUUUUUUUUUUUUACAUUU
Messenger RNA from Gasterosteus aculeatus aculeatus (three-spined stickleback), 2112 nucleotides. The record is from RefSeq and is a predicted model, not a curated record. NCBI's taxonomy places the organism in Eukaryota, Metazoa, Chordata, Actinopteri, Perciformes, Gasterosteidae.